Messenger RNA from Aphanomyces astaci, 763 nucleotides. RefSeq lists its product as hypothetical. The transcript has a single exon. The record is from RefSeq and is a predicted model, not a curated record. Lineage: Eukaryota; Oomycota; Saprolegniomycetes; Saprolegniales; Verrucalvaceae. The annotation marks the transcript as partial.
UCCGCAUCCCACAACCUGGCGCGGCUGUUCAUCCCAAUCCCAAGUUCUCCCAUUUUUUUCUGAAUUGCCGUAUGGCUAUCGAUGGGACCUAUAUUCCAGUCCGUGUGCAGGCGUGCGAUGUCUCCCGGUUCUAAAGUCGAAAAGGCGUGACAAUGAACGUCCUUGCGGCAUGCGGUUUCGAUUUGAAUUUCACGUUCGUCAUGGCCGAAUGGGAAGGAACAGCCGGCGAAGGCAAAUUGUACGAUGCAGCUUUGCGUAUGGGGCUGCACAUCGACGAUGCAAAGUUCGACAUAUUGGAUGCUGGAUUUGCUCUCACAACGAAGGCCCUCACACCGUGUCGAUGAAAGCGCUAUCAUUUGAAGAAGUUUGCUCGUGGUCGCCAGCGUCCUCAAUCAAAGGAAGAGCUCUUCAAUUUACGGCACGCUCAGUUGAGGAACGUCGUGGAGAGGAUCUUCGGCAUCCUGAAGAAGCGAUUUCCGGUCCUCGUAUGCCCUGUGGAGUACAACUACAAAUUCCAAGUCGACUUGGUCCUUGCGCUUUGAUUGCUUCACAAUUUUAUUCGACGCCAUGGCAACGACAGUUUGGAGAAAGUAGUCGUUGACGAAAUCCGACGGCAAAAUGAGCAGCCAAUGGACUCAAGCGACAUGCCACUAUUCAAUGAGGCGCUCGAAAGCUCGGAAGCAAAGACAUAGCGUGACGAAAUUGCCCAAGAUAUGUGGUAUCAAUAUCAAAUAACUCUUCGAGCGAGCCAUAAUAGAUAUAG